This is a messenger RNA of Suillus fuscotomentosus, 387 nucleotides long. RefSeq lists its product as uncharacterized. The transcript has 2 exons. The coding region runs from base 1 to 387 and encodes 128 amino acids. The record is from RefSeq and is a predicted model, not a curated record. NCBI's taxonomy places the organism in Eukaryota, Fungi, Basidiomycota, Agaricomycetes, Boletales, Suillaceae.
AUGUCUGGGUAUGAACUCGUCUCUCAAUUCACUGAAGAUGCGUUCGCUAAAGACGAUCGAGUGUGUGAACGUCCCGCCUGCAGCUCCAAGAUCUUGAAGGGCGACCCCUGUUUUUACGUCGCCACUGUGGACCCAGGAACACCAGGACGUUAUGUCUGUGGUCCUUGUCACAGACGAUAUCAGGGCAAGUUAGCUACAACAGUGAGACCCUGCUGUGAGUUGCCAGAUCCGCACAUCAUCUGGCAGUCUGUGAACGCUGCACAGAGAAAGUCAACGAUCAAUCCACCACCUGUUGUGGCUAUGGCUCACAUUGCACGCCCCAUGCCAGGUCCCAGUGUCAACAUUCCAUCAACGUGGCAACACUCACAGCACCCAUUUCAGGCCUGA